Messenger RNA from Oppiella nova, 906 nucleotides. Lineage: Eukaryota; Metazoa; Arthropoda; Arachnida; Sarcoptiformes; Oppiidae. The record is from the annotation of a GenBank genome assembly.
ACACAGGGUUCAGGGUUUGUCUGUCCGGAAGAGGAUAUAGCAAACACUGGAUGCAAAGGACCCAAAGAUUGUUUGUAUCCCAACCCCGAGAACUGUCAGACAUUCAUUCAGUGCACAGUGAAUGCAGACAAUAAGACGGGCACUCCUGUGGUGAUGCCCUGUCCGGCAGGGCUCGAGUGGAACGACAACAUCAAGAGAUGUGAUUAUCCCGAGUCCUCCACUUGUCCUAAAGGGUCCACCGCUAGACCUACUGAACAGACAUCGGAAGCACCGGUAGAGACCACACAAAAGCCAACUGAGAGUCCGACUCCCAGUCCAACUGCCAGCCCAACUGCCCAACCAUCAACUGAGGGCCAGACCAGUGAACAGCCGACUACUACUACUACUUCAACACCGGAUGAGACGACCACUCAAUCCGAUACGACUACAGAACAGUCCACAACCCAAACACCAGUGGACACGACCACCCAAUCAGAGUCUGAGAGUCCGUCCACCACCACAACCACUCAAUCCGAUACGACUACAGAACAGUCCACAACCCAAACACCAGUGGACACGACCACCCAAUCAGAGUCUGAGAGCCCGUCCACCACCACAACCACAACCAUCACAACCUCACAGCCAACUGAGUCGACACCUCUUCCCACAUGUAUUCCCGACGAUGACAGCGAUGACUCGGACUUGGAUUUAGUCGCACUUUGUAAGGAUGACAGCUGCCAGAGCACCCGCCGUACGAUUAGCCACCCGUCCAAUAAUGGGAAAUACAUCAUUUGCAGUGAUAGUCAAUCGGGUAAUACUAUCCAAAAGUGUGGACCAGGAUUACUGUUUGAUGAGAAGGUGCUGUCCUGUAAUUAUGCCGGUCUUGUGGACAGUAGGGGACCGUCAGGAAAGGUAUUCUGGCAUUGA